Molecule: messenger RNA, 1290 nt
Organism: Gossypium raimondii (Peruvian cotton)
Lineage: Eukaryota; Viridiplantae; Streptophyta; Magnoliopsida; Malvales; Malvaceae
Product: cysteine protease RD19A
Exons: 4
Coding region: 32-1153 (373 amino acids)
Cellular component (GO): lysosome
Molecular function (GO): cysteine-type endopeptidase activity
Source: RefSeq, a predicted model, not a curated record
ACUUUCACUUUUUUUUUUCCAAAAAAAAAAAAUGGAAUACCGCAAUGUUUUUCCCAUUUUUGUUAUUUUUUCCUUUUUCAUCGUUGGCGUGAUUUGUACGGAGACUUUCUCGGCGGAGGGAUUUGAAGUUGAUCCGUUGAUCGAACAAGUAACGGACGGUCACGAAGGAGCCGAGCCGCAGCUGCUGACGGCGGAGCAUCACUUCUCGCUGUUCAAGAAGCGGUUCAAGAAGUCGUACGGAUCACAAAAGGAGCACGAUUAUAGGUUCAAGAUUUUUCAGGUUAACCUGAGACGAGCGGCGCGUCAUCAGAAUCUUGACCCGUCGGCGACUCACGGGGUGACUCAGUUCUCCGAUUUGACUCCAGGCGAGUUCAGAAAGGCAUAUUUGGGAUUAAGGAGAUUGAGAUUGCCUAAAGAUGCAACUGAGGCUCCGAUUUUGCCUACCGAUAAUUUGCCUCAAGAUUUUGACUGGAGGGAAAAAGGAGCUGUUACACCCGUCAAAAAUCAGGGUUCAUGCGGAUCAUGCUGGUCUUUUAGUACAACAGGAGCCUUGGAAGGAGCUAACUUUUUGGCAACUGGGAAACUUGUGAGCCUCAGCGAGCAACAGCUCGUGGAUUGUGAUCACGAGUGUGAUCCAGAAGAAGCAGGUUCAUGUGAUUCUGGAUGCAAUGGGGGGUUAAUGAAUAGUGCUUUUGAGUAUACCCUCAAAGCUGGUGGACUUAUGCGUGAGGAGGACUACCCUUACACCGGCACUGAUCGAGGGACCUGCAAAUUUGACAACACCAAGGUUGCUGCCAAGGUGGCCAACUUCAGUGUUGUUUCUUUAGAUGAAGAUCAAAUCGCUGCUAAUCUUUUCAAGAAUGGUCCUCUUGCUGUGGCUAUCAAUGCGGUGUUCAUGCAGACCUACAUAGGAGGAGUUUCUUGCCCAUAUAUCUGCUCUAAACGCCUUGACCAUGGAGUAUUGUUGGUGGGGUAUGGUUCAGCUGGUUAUGCUCCAGUUCGCAUGAAGGAUAAACCGUACUGGAUUAUCAAGAAUUCAUGGGGUGAAAACUGGGGAGAGAAUGGGUUUUAUAGGAUCUGCAGGGGUCGUAAUAUUUGUGGAGUAGAUUCCAUGGUUUCAACUGUUGCUGCCGUUAAUACCAACUCAGAGUAGGGUUGGGAGCAGAGCUCUUCUUUUACGAACAGUUGCUUUGUAUAUAUGUAUCUCGUUACAAUUAAUUUGGGUUCAUUAUGUUUCUCAAUCGGGUUUACACCUUUUUUUAUGAAAUUCUUAGCUUUUAUUCCCCCUCA